AUGAUCUGGACAUCAGCUCACUCGCUCGCUGCCGUAGCAUUGGGCCUAUCCAAUCUAGUCAACGGUCUACCAAGUAGCCAGUCAAAGAAGACGCACUACCCCGGCUGGGCAGGGAUCAAGCAUAUUUUUGCAUUCGGUGACUCGUACACGACCACCGGGUUCAACAUCUCUCUCACGCAGCCAGGGCCUGGCAAUCCCCUCGGCAAUCCGACUUAUCCUGGCUACACGUCUUCCAACGGACCCAACUGGGUCGACUACCUCACAACUACAUACAACAAAUCUUUCAUCGAGACAGUCAAUUUGGCAUACGGUGGCGCAACCGUCGAUUCCGCUCUCGUGGCACCCUAUCUACCAACUGUACUAUCCGUAAAACAACAAGUCCAAAACGAGUACCUACCAACAUACGCCUCGCACUCCUCUCCCGUCCCCUGGACCUCAGACGACACUCUAUUCACAAUCUUCAUCGGCAUCAACGACAUUGGCAACAGCUACGCUUCGCAAAACGCAACUCUGAUCCCUACAAUCUUCAACGAGCUUUCUGGUUUGGUAGAUCGACUCUACACCAGCGGCGCCCGCAACUUCCUCUUCUUGAACGUACCUCCAGUCGAUCAAUCGCCCUUGACUCGAUCAGCCGGCUCCUCAGCCCAAUCCCUCGAAGCAAGCGCAAUAGCAGAUUGGAACAAUCGCCUCGCUUCCCUCUCUACCUCACUUCUCAAAAACCACAAGGAUGCCACAUCCUAUGUCUUCGACACCCACAAAGUGUUUUCGCGCGUUAUUGAUGAGCAUCCAUGCGCUUACCCCCAAACUUGUCCGUACAAGAACACGACAGAGUUUUGCACGGAAUAUCAGAAUGGAACGCCCUCGCCAACUUCCUUUGAUCCUGCGUGUGGGAUCCCAGUGGAUGAGUAUCUGUGGUUGAAUAGUCUGCAUCCGACGUUCAGAAUGCAUGAGGCCAUUGCUGCACAGAUUGUCAAGUUGAUCAAGUAG
Molecule: messenger RNA, 987 nt
Organism: Aureobasidium namibiae CBS 147.97
Lineage: Eukaryota; Fungi; Ascomycota; Dothideomycetes; Dothideales; Saccotheciaceae
Exons: 3
Coding region: 1-987 (328 amino acids)
Molecular function (GO): hydrolase activity, acting on ester bonds
Source: RefSeq, a predicted model, not a curated record